AUGGUCUUGCGCCUAAGUAAUAUCGUGCUGGGGAGGGCGUUCAUCAACCACAUAAUUCUUGCCCUAUCACCCAUCACCGCAGACGAGAAGAAGAAAUACCAGAACAUUGCGCCCGAGGAUUUCUGGACUGACAUGUCUAACGAGUUGUUUAGUGAUGUGGUCGAGUUGCACGAGCAGGUAGAGGCAUACUUCAGCAUGAGGGCGCGCGACGAGGGGUUCCCUGCUAUCCUCAUCUUCUGCGUCUACAUGUGCGGCUCGCUGUCGUCGUAUUUGUGGCGGCAACCGCGUCUGUGUCCGCACGUCGCUCCAGUGGAGGCUGAGAAAAUGGCGUUGGGGUCUUUGAGGAUCAUUAGCCAGCUGCAUCAGGCGUCGCCAACGAGCACGAGGUGGCAGCAAGUGUUACAACAGGUCGCCUGCCCUCUUUCUAUUGGUAUCCCUAUUACGGGGUAA
Molecule: messenger RNA, 450 nt
Organism: Colletotrichum godetiae
Lineage: Eukaryota; Fungi; Ascomycota; Sordariomycetes; Glomerellales; Glomerellaceae
Exons: 1
Coding region: 1-450 (149 amino acids)
Source: RefSeq, a predicted model, not a curated record